GGUCUCCCGUUCGCUGCUCUGCGUCCUCCGCUCCUGGAGGCCCGGCCUCCGCGGCCCCGUUGCCCGCAGGUUCUGGGAGAUCCACAGCUAAGACGCCGGGACCCCCUGGAAGCCCAGAAAUGACAAAAGGAAAUAUGGAGUCUGUUCGGUUAUGUGAUGGAUUUGGGGCCAGAGGAAAGCUAUCACAGAGGCCUGGCCUGGAAUGGAACCCUGGGCGUCUGGGAAUGGGAGGCUCUGCUCUGCGGUACACAGGCUGUCACACUGCCCAUUGUCCUGUGAUUCUGGGUCUCCUUCCAUGAUGAGUUUUGCUCUGUCACCUGGGCUGGAGUACAAUGGCAUGCUCUCAUCUCACUGCAACCUUCACCUCCCGGGUUCAAGCGAUUCUGCUGCCACAACUUCCCGACUAGCUGAGAUUACAGGUCAGAAAAGCUGGGAAAAACACAGGCUCUUCCACUUACUGGAUGUUUCACAAAAUAUUCUCCUUGAGCCGAAAACAUUGUCAUUACUGGGACCACUGACAUUUAGGGAUGUGGCCAUAGAAUUCUCUCUGGAGGAGUGGCAAUGCCUGGACACUGCACAGCAGAAUUUAUAUAGGCAUGUGAUGUUAGAGAACUACAGAAACCUGGUCUUCCUGGGUAUUGCUGUCUCUAAGCCAGACUUGAUCACUUGUCUGGAGCAAGGAAAAGAGCCCUGGAAUAUGAAGAGACAUGCGAUGGUAGCCAAACCCCCAGUUGUGUGUUCUCAAGACCUUUGGCCAAAGCAGGGCAUAAAAGAGUCUUUACAAAAAGUGAUACUGAGAAGUUAUGGAAAAUGUGGACAUGAGAAUUUACAAUUAAGAAAAGGCUGCAAAAAUGUGGAUGAGCAUAAGGUACACAAAAGAGGUUAUAAUGGACUUAACCAAUGUUUGACAACUUCCCAGAGCAAAAUAUUUCAAUGUGAUAAUUAUGUGAAAUUCUUUCAUAAAUUCCCAAAUUCAAGUAGACAUAAGAGAAGACAUACUGGAAAGAAACCUUUCAAAUGUUGUAAAGAAUGUGGCACAUCAUGUUGCAUACCUUCACAACUAAUUCCGCAUAAAAAAAUUGCUACUAGAGUGAAUUUCUAUAAAUGUAAGACUGGUGGCAAAACCUUUAACCAGUCCUCAAAUCUUACUAAAUAUAAGAUAAUUCAUACAGAAGUGAAUCCCUACAAAUGUGAAGAAUGCGGCAAAGCUUUUAACCAGUUCUUAACUCUUACUAAACAUAAAAAAAUUCAUACUGAAGAGAAACCUUACAAAUGUGAAGAAUGUGAUAAAGUCUUUAGUGUAUUUUCAGUCCUUACGAAACAUAAGAUAAUUCAUACAGGAACGAAACCCUACAAAUGUGAUGAAUGUGGCAAAGACUUUAGUCUGUUCUCAACCCUUACAAAACAUAAGAUAAUUCAUACUGGAGAGAAACCCUACAAAUGCAAUGAAUGUGGUAAAGCCUUUAACUGGUCCUCAACUCUUACAAAACAUAAAAGAAUUCAUACUGGAGAAAAACCCUACAAAUGUCAAGAAUGUGGCAAAGCUUUUAACCAGUCUUCAACACUUACUAGACAUAAGAUAGUUCAUACUGGAGAGAAACCAUACAAAUGUGAAGAAUGUGGUAAAGCCUUUAAACGGUCCACAACUCUUACUAAACAUAAAAGGAUUUAUACUAAGGAGAAACCAUACAAAUGUGAAGAAUGUGGCAAAGCCUUUAGUGUAUUCUCAACCCUUACUAAACAUAAGAUAAUCCAUACUGGAGCAAAACCUUACAAAUGUGAAGAAUGUGGCAGUGCCUUUAGGGCAUUCUCAACCCUUACUGAACAUAAGAGAGUACAUACUGGAGAGAAACCCUACAAAUGUGACGAAUGUGGCAGAGCUUUUAACUGGUCCUCAACUCUUACUAAACAUAAGAGAAUUCAUACUGGAGAAAGACCCUACAAAUGUGAAGAAUGUGGCAAAGCUUUUAACAGAUCCUCAAACCUUACUCGUCAUAAGAAAAUUCAUACUGCAGAGAAACACUACAGACCUAAAAGAUGUGACAGUGCUUUUGACAACACCUCACACUUUUCUAGACAUAAAAGAAAUCAUACUGUUGAGAAAUCCUAGAAACGUGAAGACUGUGACAAAGCCUUUAAGUGGUUGUCACACUUGAUUGUAGGUAAGAUAUACUAGAGAAGACUACUAGAAGUAUGACGAAUGUGGCAAACAUUUAAUUCUCGCACCUUAUUGCACAGGAAAGCAUUUAUACUUGAGAAAAAUUGUAUAAAUACAAAGAAUGUGGAAAAGUCAUUAAUAUCUGCUGACAUCUUAACAUCAGAGAGUUGGUAGUUACUAAAAGCAUUAUCAAUGCAAUUACUGAUAAAAGAUCUUUCAGAAAAUGCAAGCCUGUAAAGUGAAGCAGACUAUUUAUUUUGAAGAGAAACAUUAAAAAUAGAGGUUUGUGAUACCUUCACAUGUAUCACAGAUCUUAUCGUACACAUUGCGUACUAGAGAAACACCCUAAAGCAGUGGUUCAAACUUUGUUCAGUACCAGGAAAUUUGUAUUUGAGAAAAACCCUAUGAAUGCAAUGAAUUUUGAAAAAAUUUUUUCCAAGAACUACAGCUUAGAAAACACCAGAGGGAUUAUAUGAAAAUUUUUUUAUUGCAAAUACAGUAAAUAUGGGGAAAAAAGAUGCAAAAUUUAGUUUAUGUAAAUAUCGGAGAAUUCACAUUUCAAGUGUCAGAUAUCUAAGAUACUGACACUUCAGAAAUUACACAAAGAGUGCUGAGUACAGAAAAUUAUCCAAAAUGAAAGUUAGUAGAUUAAUAGAAGUGAAAUUUUUUUUUGCAGAGGUGUAUUUACAUUCAGAGCACACUUUUAUUUCAAAGAAAUUACAGGUUUUUUGAAAAGUGAAUAAUGAUGUGAUUCAACUCUCAAAUUCAUGUUGUCAUUUCUAUUCACAUGUGAAAGAAUGUGAUCAACUGUUGCUGUAUCAAAGAUAUGAGAGUUUUUUUUUUUAGGUGGGCAUUUAUUACCUUCUGUGGAAGAGUUUCUAUUAAAGUGAAAGACGCAUGAUAAAAUCUAAGUGAAGAGGCUCUUGUGGUUAACUGAUAAUAUUGAGCAAUGCAUGAGGUAGGUGUUCAGAGUAAUAUUCUGCAUUAAUAGUGAAAAAAUUUCUUAAUUUUUAAAUAUUAAUAUAUCAUUUGACUAAUUUUACUUUUCUGUAAUGCAGUACAUUUCAGAAUUUUAGAUCAUAUAUGAACUUUGAUUUUUAAACAUAUUUUAACUUUAAGACCAUUGUGCAUUCAAUGAAGAAUUAUGCCACAAACGUUCACCUAUCCCACUUAAUUAUGCAGGUAAAAGGUAAUGAUAGCAAUAUUCUAUUUGGUUACAUAGUGGACUGAUAUCUUUAGUAAUCUUUUUUUGCCAGUGGCUUUAAACUGCAAAUAAGUUAAAGAAUAUGAUUCUCAUAGGGUUUACAAUUUUUAUUUUUUUGUUUCAAUAUAUUCUUAUUUUUCAUGAGUACAUAGUGUGUUUUUACAUUUAUGCCACAUAUGGCAUGUUUUGAUACAGGCAAUAUGCAAUAAUAUGCAAUAAUUACAUCAGGGUAAAUGAAAUAUCCAUUACUAGCAUUUAUCCUUUGUAUUACGAACUAUUCAAUUCUAUACUUUUAGUCAUUUUUAAAUGUAUAACUAAAUUGUUACUGCCUACAGGAUUAUCUUUAGGGUCAUAAUAAAAAUUAUAAAAGUUAUUAAAUAAAAUACAUUUCUGAGUCCUGAAUACCUAAAAGAAAAAUAAAUAACAAUUUUUUUUUCUUUUUUUUUGAGACAGAGUUUUGCUUUUAUUACCCAGGCUGGAGUGCAAUGAUGCAAUCUCAGCUCACCACAACCUCCGCCUCCUGGGUUCAGGCAAUUCUCCUGCCUCAGCCUCCUGAGUAGCUGGGAUUACAGGCACGUGCCACCAUGCCCAGCUAAUCUUUUGUAUUUUUAGUAGAGACGGGGUUUCACCAUGUUGACCAGGAUGGUCUCGAUCUCUUGACCUCAUGAUCCACCCACCUCGGCCUCCCAAAGUGCUGGGAUUACAGGCUUGAGCCACCACGCCCGGCCAACAAUUUUUUUAAACAUGUGGCCUCUCUGCCUGCAAAUAUAUAAGGACUUUUAGUUUUGAUUUACAUAGAGGUAAAUAUACAUAUAUAUUGCUUGAAAGAUAACCCUUAGCUGUAGGAAAAUUGUAAAGUAUACUUGUGUAUCUGUACCAAUUUUCAGAAGAAAAGAGCAAUAUUAGAACACAAAAAUAAUUUAAAUAAGGUGACUAAUUUACUAGGAAACAAAAAACCUCAAAUGCUAAAAAUAAAUCUAUACUGUCUGCUUUGUAUUGAAUUCAUUACUGUAAAAUAUUAUGGCUUAUAGUUCAGAAUCUCCCCAUGCAAAUGUUCUGUUUUUACUUGCCUGGUACUCUUGGUAUAGCCGUGUAUUUCUUUAUUCUUACAAUUUCUUUUAAACCGUUUAUGAAGUAUUAUGUGAGUUGGUCAGGGAUUAUAACAGUGAUUUUUAUAAAAGUAGUAUACAAAAAGUAAUUUUUAGAUGUAAUUUUACUAUUAGCAUAUUAAGUUUUAUUUGGUUAAAACAUUCUCUCAUUUUUUUAAUUAGAGAACCCUAUGUAAUCCUACUUUUUAAAAGUUACUGUUUAUUUCACUUUUCAUAAUUGACAUAAAUCAAUUUAUUUAUUGCACCAGUCUGUUGAGUCAGGUAAGUACUAUGGAGGCAUCAUAAGUCAUGCGGAUACUUUGAUAUACAAACAUAGCAGACAAACAUGACAGUGCUUGCUGUGUAACCGAUGUUCCAUAGUAAGACAUAACUGUUCUUCCUGAAGUUAGUUUGUAAAUUCAAGUCAGAAAUGAAAUAUAUCAGUGGUAAAACAGUAACAUUGAUUCUUCACGUGGAGAGUACAUUAUUUCCAGGUAGCAAAGCUAAGUCCUGCUGAAUUUAAAGAGGAAUCCUGGUUAUUUUAUUUUCUAAUUAUUUUCAGUUUUGUUUCUCUUAUUAUAUGUAUUCCAACAAUCACAGCCCUUUUUUUCUGUGUUAUGGCUACUGUUGCAGUGAGCCGAUAUCGAGCCACUGCACUCUAGCCUGGGUGACAGAGUAAGACUCAGUCUCAAAAAUAAAAUAACCUUUUACUCAUUUUAAUAGUUGUUUUUUAUUGUAUCGUCAUUUGACUUACACACACACAUGUUUUGAGACAGAGUCUCACUCUUGCCCAGACCAGAGUGCAGUGGUGUGAUCUUGGCUCACUGCAGCCUGCCUCAGCCUCCCAAGUACCUGGGAUUACAGGCAUUGCAACCAUGCCCAGCUAAUUUUUGUAUUUUCAAUAGAGGAGUUUCACUAUGUUGGCCAGGCUAGUCUCGAACUCUUGGCUUCCCAAAGUGCUGGGAUUAUAGCAUGAGCCACCUCUCCUGGCCAAGUUUCUUUUUUUUAUAUAUAUGAACAUCUUGUCACAUGUAUGGUUUGCAAAUAUUUUGUCCCAUUUUUUAGUUUUCUUGUCCUAUCUGUUGUGUCAGAUUUUUUGCAGCAGUUUUUAUUAAUAAUUUGAAGUAAUAAUGACAUUUAUUUUUCCUUUGAUUCCCUGGGAUGUUGAGGUUAAAUCAAAAGUUACUGCCUAGACUGAUGUUAUGGGGCCUUUAUAUUUUUAGUAGUAGUUUCAGAGAUUCCACCCUGACAUUUAAGUAUUGAAACUAUUCCUAGUAGAUUUUUAGAUAUGGUGUGAAAUGAGGAGGGUCUCAUUUUACUGCUGUGCUUGUGGCUAUAAUUUUCUCAACACCAUUUACUGAAGAUACUGCCCUUUCCCUAAGAAAGUAACUGUAAAUACAUGGAUAUCUUUUUUCUCGUUACUCCUCUAUUGGCAUAUGUGUCUGUUUUUAAUGCAAGUACCAUACUGUUUUGGUUACUAUAGCUUUGUAGUGCAUUUCAAAUCAGGUAGGGUAAUAACUUCAGCUCUUUUUUUUUUAACCCCUGCUUGACUGCUUUGUUCAUACAGGAUCUUUUAUGGGGUACCAUAUAAAUUUUAGAUACGUAUUUUUACAUUUUUUAUUAAGUAUGUCACUGGUAUUUUGUUAAAGGUUGUGUUAUAUAUGUAGAUUAUUUUGUGUAAUACAGAUAUUUAACAAUAUUAAUGCCAAUUCAUGAAUGAAUGUACAAUUUUUUUAUUUGUGUAAUAUUUAAUUUCUUACUUUAAUGUUCUUUAUAAUGUAAUGUGUUUUAACUUUUUGGUUAACUUUAUUGCAAAGUAUAGUUAUUAGUUAUUGUGGAUGAGAUUGCUUUUUUUCUUUUGUUCUUUUACAUGGAGUCUCACUCUGUCACCAGGCUGGAGUGCAGUGGCAUGAGCUCGAUUCACUGCAACCUUUGCUUCCUGGGUUCAAGUGAUUCUUCUGCCUCAGCCUCCCAAGUAGCUGGGAUUACAGGCAUGUGCCACCACACCCAGCUCAUUUUUGUAUUUUUAGUAGAGAGACAGUUUCACCAUGUUGCCCAGGCUGGCCUUGACCUCCUGACCUUGUGACCCACCUGCCUCAGCCUUUCAAAGUUCUGGGAUUAUAGGUGUGAACCACCGUGCCUGGCUGGGAUUGCUUUUGAUUUUAUUUUGAGAUAGUUAAUUGUUCAUUAGUGUAUCGAAAUGCUACCGAUUCUCAUUUUGUUGAUUUUGUAUUCUGCAAGUUUAAUAAAACUAUUAGUUCUAGAAUUCUUA
Callithrix jacchus (white-tufted-ear marmoset) is the source of this 6722-nucleotide messenger RNA. The record is from RefSeq and is a predicted model, not a curated record. Lineage: Eukaryota; Metazoa; Chordata; Mammalia; Primates; Cebidae.